Molecule: messenger RNA, 1737 nt
Organism: Rhodofomes roseus
Lineage: Eukaryota; Fungi; Basidiomycota; Agaricomycetes; Polyporales; Fomitopsidaceae
Product: alpha/beta-hydrolase
Exons: 3
Coding region: 1-1737 (578 amino acids)
Source: RefSeq, a predicted model, not a curated record
AUGAUUUUCGGUGCACUCUCGCUUCUGGCCAUUCGCUACAUCUGCAAGGCAAAGCAUGUAGCCAAUCAGCCUGGUGAAACUGCUGUUCAAAAAAUUGAAUUUGAUUGGUUCUCUCUACCCGCGUCAGAGAGCAUUGAAUGGCAUCCGUGCUACUCAGAAUACAAAUGCGCCCGCUUGCUCCUUCCCUUGGACUAUCUUUCCCCUCCUGGUUACGGUCCAAAUGCAACGAUCGCUCUGCAAAUGCUUCCCGCGACCGACAAACAGAGCUACAGAGGAACCAUCCUGAUCAACCCUGGUGGUCCUGGUGGUUCGGGGACGUACGCUGUAAUGGAAACCGGCAAGAACAUAUCUCGCAUAGUCGGUGGUUCGUACGAUAUCCUAGGCUUCGAUCCGCGAGGGACGGGGGCGACUCUUCCCGGGCUGCAUUGCUACGAAUCGGAAGCCCAGUACCAGAUCUGGACGCAGUCAAUCAGGAACACGUGGGUCAACCUCACUGAGGGAGCUACUCCGCUGAUGGUUGCGCGCGAGGAUGCCGUGGGCCAGCUAUGCGAGAACAAGAUUGGUGGUAGUGGAAGGGAAGACGUCAACGGCACCGCCGAAGAAUGGGGCGCUGGCAGAUUCGUUAGCAGUGCCAGUGUCGCCACUGACAUGCUGAAAAUCACCGAGAAACUCGGCCAGGAGAAGUUGAAGUACUGGGGCUUUAGUUACGGUUCCAUUCUAGGCCAGUAUUUCGCUGCGAUGUAUCCGGACAAGAUCGAGCGAAUGAUCAUAGACGGUGUCUAUGACGCACAAGAAUAUGUGAAGGCAUCGUAUACGACGAACCUGGUGGACAACGAUGUCAUUGUUGAGGCGUUCUUCACCUUCUGCCACCAGGCAGGCCCGGAGAAGUGUCCGCUGUACGAGCCGUCACCCGAAGCCAUCAAGGCGCGCGUCGACGCCAUCAUCAAUAAGGUUGAAUCCACACCCGUACCGGUUCCCUUCGCCGAACACGGCCCAAUGGUCUUCUCCAAGAAGCUCCUCUACGAGCUCAUCUUCAUCAUGACCUACAAGCCGAUCCUAUUCUUCCCCGACCUCGCUACCAUGCUCAUCGGCGCGGAGCGGAACAACGGCAGCGCGAUUUCCGCGGUCGUGAACAAGUUCCUCCCAGACUACGAGUGCGCCUGCGAGCGGAAGCAGCCCUGGCUCGAGUCCAACGAGGCGCUCAUGGCGAUCGGAUGCGGCGACGGCGACGAGCUCACGUUCGAUCCGGACUACUACGACGCAUACCUCGCGAACAUGACCGCGCAGGCGCGAUUCGGCGGCCCCUUCUGGGCGAUGUACCACGUACGUUGCAGCCAGUGGCGCGUCCGACCGAAGUGGCGGUAUACGGGCCCAUUCGCCGCGGACAACACAUCGCAUCCGAUCCUGAUUGUCGAGCCGCGAUACGACGCGGUUUGUCCGCUCUCGGACGCACGCAAGGUGCACAAGCGGUACGGCGGGGCGGGACUUCUCGUCCAGAACUCGUACGGACAUUGCUCCACGUCGGCGCCGUCGCUGUGCACUGCUCUUCAUAUUCGUGCAUACUUCGAGAACGGUACUCUGCCGCAGGAAGGGACGGAGUGCGAGGUGGACGAGUUGCCUUUCAUCGGACGCGUGAAUGACAAGGAGGUCAAUAUGUUGUCGGCAGAGGAUGCGGAGUUACUCGAUGCACUCCGAGGGCUGUCGAGAGCUGCGCCAGUCUUCAUGCCGUGGCGAUAG